AUGCCAUUUUGGUUUUGUUCCCGGCUGUAGUGAGUAGAGUGACUCAACAGGAACUUGGGUUUCUGACGGAAUCGUUUGGCUUUUAAAACAAGGUAAAAGGAAAGUAGCAACGGGCUGAAAGCGUUGAAGCGAUAGAGAGGAGAGCAUUCCGGACGAAGAGGGAGGAAAACGAAGGUUUAUUGAUGUCCAGCUCGCCGCUGUCGAAAAAGCGCCGUGUAUCCUGUUCAGAGACGAAGACGGGAUCAAAUUGCUCUUCGGUCAACUCUAUAAGAACUGAUCUAACUUCCAAUCCAGCCAACGGCAUGGCUAAGAAUGGCAAUGAAGUUGAAAUUGAUGAGGGGCUGUAUUCUAGACAACUGUACGUGUUGGGUCAUGAUGCAAUGAAACGCAUGCAAAACUCCAGUGUGCUAAUUUCUGGAAUGAGAGGUCUUGGAGUUGAGAUUGCAAAGAAUGUCAUUUUGGGAGGUGUUAAGAGUGUUACAGUGCAUGACAUAGGAAUCACUGCCUGGAGCGAUUUAUCCUCACAGUUUUAUCUCAGAGAAGAUGACAUUGGGAAAAACCGUGCAGAGAUGUCCCAACCACGCCUUGCAGAGCUGAAUAACUAUGUGCCUGUAUCUUCAUAUACGGGAGUUCUUACAGAAGACUAUCUCCUCCAGUUUCAGGUAGUUGUGCUGACAAACCCCACAAUUGAAGAUGAGUUGUGGAUUGCAGAGUUCUGCCAUAACAAUGGGAUCAAAUUUAUUCUUGCUGAUACUCGUGGCUUAUUUGGCCAGCUGUUCUGUGAUUUUGGAGAAGAAAUGACUGUGAUUGAUACAAAUGGAGAGCAGCCUCUGACUGCUAUGAUUUCCAUGAUUACAAAGGAUGAAGCAGGAGUUGUGACUUGUCUUGAUGAAGCACGACAUGGCUUUGAAAGUGGAGACUAUGUUACAUUUACUGAGAUCCAAGGCAUGACUGAGCUCAACAACUGUGACCCAGUUCAGAUCAAGGUUUUAGGUCCUUACACAUUCAGUAUUUGUGAUACCAGCAGUUUUUCAGAUUAUGUUCGAGGAGGAAUUGUUACGCAAGUUAAGAUGCCCAAGAAGAUCCACUUUAAAUCCUUGUCAUCUUCAAUGGCUGAACCAGACUUUAUCAUGACUGACUUUGCUAAGUUUGACCGUCCAGGUCAGCUACAUAUUGGGUUCCAGGCACUCCGCCACUUUGCAAAAAAACAUGACAGAAUGCCAAAGCCUUGGAAUAAGUCUGAUGCUGAAGAGCUGCUGUCCAUUGCCAAAUCCAUCAAUAGCUGUCUAUCUGGAAGUGCUAAACAAGAGCAGCUUGAUGAAACCCUGUUAAAGAAGUUAUCCUAUGUGUCAGCAGGAGACCUUGCUCCUAUCAAUGCAUUUAUUGGAGGCCUAACCGCCCAGGAAGUCAUGAAGGCUUGCACUGGAAAAUUUAUGCCAAUUGUCCAGUGGCUAUACUUUGAUGCUCUUGAAUGUCUUCCUGAAGAGGAGGAGUCCAUUCCUACUGAAGAGGAUUGUGUGUUUAGAAACAGUCGGUAUGAUGGUCAGAUUGCUGUGUUUGGAUCCAAAAUUCAGGAGAAGUUGUCAAAACAAAGAUAUUUUUUGGUUGGUGCUGGAGCAAUUGGUUGUGAGCUGCUGAAGAAUUUUGCUAUGAUUGGUCUUGCCUGUGGUGAGGGUGGAGAGGUCAUUGUUACUGACAUGGACACCAUUGAAAAGUCAAAUCUAAACCGACAGUUUCUGUUCAGAUCUUGGGAUGUCACUAAAAUGAAAUCGGAGACUGCUGCUGCUGCAGUUAAACAAAUGAAUCGUCAGAUACACAUCACUGGUCAUCAGAACAGAGUUGGACCAGACACGGAGAGAAUCUAUGAUGAUGAUUUCUUUGAGGGGUUAGAUGGAGUGGCCAAUGCAUUGGACAAUGUUGAUGCCAGAAUGUACAUGGAUCGCCGCUGUGUGUAUUAUCGGAAGCCUUUGUUAGAGUCUGGCACAUUGGGAACAAAGGGAAAUGUGCAAGUGGUCAUUCCCUUCUUGACAGAGUCAUACAGUUCUAGCCAGGAUCCUCCUGAAAAGUCUAUACCCAUCUGUACUUUGAAGAACUUUCCUAAUGCAAUUGAGCACACCUUGCAGUGGGCCCGUGAUGAGUUUGAAGGCCUAUUCAAGCAGCCAGCAGAAAAUGCAAUGCAGUACCUCACAGACCCGAAAUUCCUAGAACGUACCUUGAAGUUGCCUGGAGCACAGCCUCUUGAAGUACUGGAGGCAGUUUAUAAGAGUCUGGUCACUGAUUGUCCCAAGAAUUGGGAGGACUGUGUUGCCUGGGCCAGGAAUCACUGGCAAUGCCAGUAUAACAAUAACAUUCGUCAACUUCUGCAUAACUUUCCACCAGAUCAGAAAACAAGCUCAGGAGCUCCUUUUUGGUCAGGACCAAAGAGGUGUCCCCAUCCAUUGGAUUUCAGCACCAGUAAUGCCUUGCAUAUGGACUAUAUUAUUGCAGCAGCCAACUUAUUUGCCCAGUCAUAUGGUAUAAAAGGUUCCACAGACAGGGUUACAGUUAUCAAGAUCCUGGAGUGUAUUAAAGUGCCAGAGUUUAUUCCAAAGUCAGGAGUCACCAUUCAUGUAUCAGACCAAGAUUUGCAAAGUGCUAAUGCUUCAAUUGAUGAUUCUAGGUUGGAAGAGCUAAAAUCUAUUUUACCCAAGCCCGAUGCCUUAACCAAUCUUAGGAUGACAUCGAUUGACUUUGAGAAGGAUGAUGACACAAACUUUCACAUGGACUUUAUAGUAGCUGCAUCUAACCUCCGUGCUGAAAAUUAUGACAUAAGUCCUGUGGAUAAGCAUAAGAGCAAACUGAUUGCUGGAAAAAUCAUCCCAGCCAUUGCCACAACAACAGCUGCAGUGGUUGGCCUUGUGUGCCUGGAGCUCUUCAAAAUAGUACAAGGCCAUCAGAAGCUAGAGUCUUACAAAAAUGGCUUCAUGAACCUAGCUUUACCUUUUUUUGCCUUUUCUGAGCCCAUUGCUGCACCAAAACACAAGUACUAUGAAACUGUCUGGACACUUUGGGAUCGCUUCGAGGUCAAAGGAAUCCAGCCCAAUGGAGAAGAAAUGACUCUUAAACAGUUCUUGGAUUAUUUCAAGAAUGAACACAAGUUGGAAAUUACUAUGCUUUCCCAGGGAGUCUCUAUGCUAUAUUCUUUCUUCAUGCCUGCUGCUAAAUUACGGGAGCGCUUUGAUCAACCGAUGACGGAGAUUGUGACGAAAGUGUCUAAAAAGAAGCUUGGCAAACAUGUUAAGGCCCUUGUCUUUGAACUUUGUUGUAAUGAUGACACAGAUGAAGAUGUUGAGGUUCCCUAUGUCAGAUAUACUAUUCGUUGAGACCUCCAGUGGAGCAGAAGAGUGUCUGGCAAAGAAGGACAGAUGAGAAUUUCUGGGAGAGGACAUACAAUCUAGAGCAGAGGAGAAGGCUGCUGCAGGAUUUGCUGCUGAGUUAAAAAUGAAGAGAUUUGUAGAAUAUGCCUAAGGAGGAUAAACUGAUAAAGCAGUGACUGGCAUACAUACUUUUAAUACACCGAAAUUAAAAUCAUUCUUUUAAACCAAUGAAUCAUAUUUUGAAGAUUUCAGGGUUAUCUUCUUAAUGUUCCUUUUUUUAUUUGAACUAUGGUUUUAU
Molecule: messenger RNA, 3654 nt
Organism: Polypterus senegalus (gray bichir)
Lineage: Eukaryota; Metazoa; Chordata; Cladistia; Polypteriformes; Polypteridae
Gene: uba1
Product: ubiquitin-like modifier activating enzyme 1
Exons: 26
Coding region: 183-3362 (1059 amino acids)
Biological process (GO): protein sumoylation
Cellular component (GO): SUMO activating enzyme complex; cytoplasm
Molecular function (GO): SUMO activating enzyme activity
Source: RefSeq, a predicted model, not a curated record